AUGCAGUGUUUGGAAUGUGCAGACUUCCUAGAGAGUGACACUUACAGUAUCUCCAAGGACUAUACAAGGGAAGAAGUCAAGUUUAUGGAACAUAUGGAGAAGUCCAUCAAACAUCUUGAAGACCAGCACUACGAAGUUAGCCUACCUCUCAAGGACCAAUCUGUCACUUUACCUAACAAUCGUGUGCAAGCCGAAAGAAGAUGUGGAUAUCUGAAGAACAAACUUUUGAACAAUCCAAGCUUUAGACAGGACUAUACGACCUUCAUGAAAGAUACGAUCGACAAAGGAUAUGCAAGAAAAGUGCCGGAAGAACAACUCGCUGGCGUCAAAGGUAAAAUAUGGUAUAUUCCGCAUCAUGGCGUUUACCACAAGAAAAAACGUGAAAAAAUACGGGUUGUCUUUGACUGUUCAUGCAAAUACCAAGGCGUAGCUCUCAACGAUGUCCUAUUACAAGRUCCAGAUUUAACCAGCAGCCUUCUUGGUGUGCUCUUACGCUUCCGCCAGGAAAGUAUUGCCGUCAUGGCCGAUAUCGAAGGGAUGUUUCUUCAAGUACGCGUGCCCGAARCKGAACGUAAUCUCUUACGUUUCUUAUGGUGGACCGACRCUCAAUUCGACAAAGAACCUGAUGAAUACCAAAUGAAUGUUCACCUUUUUGGCGCAGUCUCCUCGCCUUCUUGYGCUAAUUUCACGUUGAGACACAACGCCAAYUCCAACAGAGCCCUUUUUCAARAYGAAGUCAUAUCAACUGUUUUCAAGAACUUCUACGUAGACGAUUGUCUAAAGUCUUUACCCUCUGCUGAGAAAGCCAUUCAGUUCGUUGAAGAUAUAUGCAGACUUAUGAAAGAUGGUGGAUUCAGGUUAACCAAAUGGAUCUCAAGUAGUCGUCAAGUACUGCAAUCGAUUYCUGAAUGCGAACAAGCGAAAGAAGUCAAAGAAUUAGACAUUGCCCRCGAAGAAUUGCCAGCUGAAAGAGCCCUUGGUGUCACAUGGCUAGUUGAAACAGAUACCUUUGGUUUCAAAACWACACYUCACGAACGCCCUUUGACAAGACGUGGUCUUYUAUCCGUGGUUAGUUCUGUAUUUGAUCCCUUGGGUAUGGCAGCUCCYUUUACACUGACCGCCAAGAUAAUCYUGCAAGACCUCACUCGACUGAAGUUACAGUGGGAUGAAAGAAUUCCUGAUCAGUACUUGUCACCAUGGCAGAAAUGGCUGCAGGAUCUACCUAAAUUAGGUAAAUUCUCCUUGGCUCGUUGCUUUGGACCCUUCAAACAACAGCGAGGUCAUACAACGCGGGNACAAUCCAAUUAA
This is a messenger RNA of Exaiptasia diaphana, 1308 nucleotides long. RefSeq lists its product as uncharacterized. Lineage: Eukaryota; Metazoa; Cnidaria; Anthozoa; Actiniaria; Aiptasiidae. The record is from RefSeq and is a predicted model, not a curated record. The transcript has a single exon. The coding region runs from base 1 to 1308 and encodes 435 amino acids.